AGAUAUCGUUAAAUUCCAUAAACACGUAAUAUCGUUGUAUCAACAAGCUUAUGUACUGAUAACAAACAUCUACCAACUAUUUAGUGUACCAAAACAAGUUUUAAAUAACGCUCGUUUCAAUUUCAUACAUUGUUAUUGCUUAUUUAUGAAAUCCAAAAUGGCGGCUACUAAAGCCAUAUUCAUAGUUGGCGCGAAAAGGACGCCAUUUUGCAGUUAUGGCGGACCACUACGAGAGUUGCCAGCUUCACAUGUAUUCGCAGCUGCAGCGAAGGAAGCUAUACAAUCUGCCAACUUAGAUCCUGCUUUGAUUGACAAUACAGUCGUGGGAAACGUUAAUUUUUUGAGUCAAUGUGAUGGAGGCAAGACGCCGCGUUACUGUGGUAUAUAUUCGGGGGUGCCUCUCGUGAGCCCAGCGUUGGGCGUCAGUAAGGCUUAUGGUACUGGGCUGCAAGCUAUAAUCAAUAGUGCAUUGGAUAUUAUAAUAGGAAAUUCAAAGAUCACUCUAACUGGUGGAACAGACCUCAUGUCUUCAUUACCAAUGCUAGUCAGAAAUGUACGCUUCGGAACUGCUUUAGGCACAUCCUAUAAGCUAGAAGACCAUAUACAGAAGCUGCAGCCAGAUAGUUACACUGGGAAAACCCUGCAAGCCAUGGCCGAAGAUUUAGCAAAGAGGUUUGGGGUAACAAGAAAGGAUGUCGAUGAAUUUGCUGUUCAAAGUCAUUUGAAGUGGAGAAAAGCUCAAGAUUCAAAAGCAUUUGACGAGGAGGUAGUCACGGUAACAGCAAGCAUAAAGAAAAAGCAAGUUGUUGUCACCACCGAUGAGCUCCCACAGCCGGCAAUAACGUCUGAAGAUCUCAACAAGAUACCAGCGUUGUUAGAAGAUGGAGACGUCAUCACUUCUGGAAACAGUGCAGUCCCAGCCGAUGGAGCAGCGGCGCUUAUCAUCACAGAUGAGGACUCGAUAAGGAACCACAACCUGCAACCAUUAGCCAGGAUAGCAGGCUGGUCCUGCGUAGGAGUAGACCCACUAGACGACGGUAUAGCAGGAAUUCACGCCAUCAGAAGGCUGCUAGAAGAACAGAAGUUGUCCUUGGACGACGUGGACUUAUUUGAAAUUAAUGAAAACUUCGCGUCCCAAGCGCUGAUAGCCAGUAAGGAGUUGAAACUUGACCUCAAUAAGGUUAACGUAAGCGGCGGAGCGCUGGCAAUGGGAGACCCAGUCUCCGCGACUGGCGCGAGGCUGGUAACACAUCUCGUUCAUGAACUUCGUCGACGAAAUUUGAAACGAGGAAUCGCAGCUUCAAAUUGCGGAGGUGGUCAAGGAAUAGCUGUAUUGUUGGAGAAAAUGUAAAGCUACAAUUAAAAGAUUACAUAAAUGUACAAAUUACAUCACCAAACGACGGGUCUGAAUGGACGGAAGGGAGUUUAGUACUGUUUUGUAGUACCUUUGUGAAUAAUGUAAUAAUACGUCGAUAAUGUAUGACUUUCUAUACUGAAAAUAAUGUGUUAAUCGCUGACUUACUUACGCUUCAUGAGGACGGCAAUAUUAGAAUAUAAAAAUGUAAAACAAAAAUAUGUUUCAAUAAUAU
Trichoplusia ni (cabbage looper) is the source of this 1589-nucleotide messenger RNA. Its product is annotated as 3-ketoacyl-CoA thiolase, mitochondrial-like. Gene Ontology annotation, molecular function: acetyl-CoA C-acetyltransferase activity. The record is from RefSeq and is a predicted model, not a curated record. Gene Ontology annotation, biological process: fatty acid beta-oxidation. The transcript is spliced from 8 exons. NCBI's taxonomy places the organism in Eukaryota, Metazoa, Arthropoda, Insecta, Lepidoptera, Noctuidae. The coding region runs from base 146 to 1351 and encodes 401 amino acids.